GUUACUUCCGGUAAAGCAGAAGGGCAAAUUUUCUCUUCAAAAAACUCAUUUUUCUCGAUAAAGAAGCAUCAAAAUCAAAAUAUAAUUAGUGCAGCCAAUAAAACUAGUACCAUGGCGCUCUUUGCAGCAAGAGGCAAUGUCGGCAGGUUCUGUCUUUUGGCCUCCAGGAGCGGAAAACUGGUGACCCCAGUUGAAAUUUCUCAAAAAAUGGCUGGUGCCUGUUUUUUGCAGGUUGCUCACAUUACAGCACCUGCGAAUCAGCUUACAAAAGUUGAGAGGGCAAAGCCGUGGCCAUACAAGACACUUAGUUACAAUAUAUUCUGGCAGCUCUUUGACAAAACAUACAAACGUAUCGAUGAAAACAGCAAAGUUAUUUGCGUUGAAGGGAACAUGGGCGUUGGAAAAACCGCCUUCGCCCAAAAACUUGCAGAGGAACUUGACUUUCAUUACGUUCCGAUGACGGAACAUGAUGCAGCUUACUGGGAUGAGCACAAGCGCUUCCAUCUUAGUGAGCUCAAUCCAGCGUUGCCAGAGCAGUAUCAGAUCUUUGACUUGGAGCAGUUCUAUCGUCAGAAGAAUCCCGAGAGCGGACGUGCUGGUUUACUUCAGCUGUAUUGGUUCCAGAAAAGAGUGUUUGAUUAUUCAGCAGGCCUGCAGCAUUUGUUCAAUACUGGUCAAGGUGUGGUUUUUGACCGAUCUCCCUGGAGUGAUCAUGUGUGGAUUGAAGCUCUCAGGAAAUGUGGAUUCUUGAAACCUGGAGGUUAUCGGUACUGCAUGGAGAACCGUCGUAUUGUAAUGUGCGAGAUGUUCAAACCUCACGUGACCGUCUACCUGGACUCGCCCGUCUCCAAGGUCAUGGACAAUGUCAAGAAGAGGAAUAUUGAUUAUGAAGUGAACAGUAAGAUCAUGUCUGAGAAGUACGUGCAAGAGAUUGACAACGCUUUCAAGAACGACUUUCUCCCACUCAUGAAGAAACAUGGCGAAGUUCUCGUCUACGAUGCCAAUGAACUGGAAGACUGGGAAAUUAUCGUGGAAGACAUCGAACGUCUCAACCUGGAACCUGAUGAACAGGAAAAUGAACACAAGUUCAUCGACUGGAAUCUGACGCGUGAAGACGAUCUAGCGUACUAUCGUAAAUUGUUUGGAUGGAAGUUUUACAUCCACCGUUUGUUCCGUUUGCCGGAGCCGUGGCAGAGCCCAGAAUGUAUGAUUGGCCCGGACGAGGCCCAGGCUCUACGCGAUGCGAAAACUAGGUAUUCGCGACAGGAGUACCCCGCAGGUUACAACGCCGAGGACAGCUUGUUCGAUAAACUGUUUGAACGGAAUCGUAGUUAUUAAAACGUAUCAUACAUAGGUAAUAAAACAAUCUGUAAAUAGAUAUGAAAACUUGGACGCUGUGGUAUGAAUUGGUCGGUAAUAUCGAUGUGGAGCUCUGAAGUUUGUGUAACGAGGGAAUAAUACGUUUACCGAUCUCUUUUUGGACAGAUCAAAUUCGGACUGACUUUACUGAAACUGGCAAAUAAGGACUUGCACAAUGUAGUAUACUGUAAGCUACGAAAUUUCCGUGACAAUUUUAUUUUCACGAUUUGUUUCUACAGUUUUGAAUUUGGAAUAGUGAUCUUACACCUACUGACUGAGUUCUAGUUUUGUUCAUCUCUGUCUUUGGAAAAUUCCCUGUCAUUCAGGAUUGAGUGGGUUGGCAGUUCAAGUGCUGAUGGAGAGCAAUUGUACUUGUGCACUCUCGAGGGAGUUUUGUUGAAUAAAUAUGUUUAAAAUCA
This is a messenger RNA of Lineus longissimus, 1778 nucleotides long. RefSeq names its product NADH dehydrogenase [ubiquinone] 1 alpha subcomplex subunit 10, mitochondrial-like. The record is from RefSeq and is a predicted model, not a curated record. Gene Ontology annotation, cellular component: cytoplasm. The transcript has 7 exons. NCBI's taxonomy places the organism in Eukaryota, Metazoa, Nemertea, Pilidiophora, Heteronemertea, Lineidae. The coding region runs from base 112 to 1338 and encodes 408 amino acids. Gene Ontology annotation, biological process: mitochondrial electron transport, NADH to ubiquinone.